Molecule: messenger RNA, 1698 nt
Organism: Zasmidium cellare ATCC 36951
Lineage: Eukaryota; Fungi; Ascomycota; Dothideomycetes; Mycosphaerellales; Mycosphaerellaceae
Exons: 3
Coding region: 1-1698 (565 amino acids)
Biological process (GO): transmembrane transport
Molecular function (GO): transmembrane transporter activity
Source: RefSeq, a predicted model, not a curated record
AUGGCUCGGAACGCCUCAGUAGCAGAAAUCGACAUCAGCAAGACGGCCAGCUCAGCUGAUCACCAAGAGCACGCCCCCAAUCAAGAAAGACACAUUGCAUACGCUGCUGGUGGCCAGCCACAUCCUUCACAGGCUGCUAGGAAUGCCUCAGUUGGACUAGGCGAGGACGACAACAUCGACUUUGUUGACUGGGAUGGACCUGAUGAUCCCGAGAACCCAUUCAACUGGUCUACGACGUAUAAAUGGGUUGCAACCCUUACAACAUGCUUUAUAUCUAUCUUGACCGGCCUCCCAGCAGGUGCCUACGGCGCGGCUAGUGCCCAGAUGAUGGAUGAAUGGAACGUCGACAAUCAAUCGUUCCCAUUCCUCUCAUUCGCCUUGGUGACCUGGAAUAUGGGAGCUGCGAUCUUCCCUCUAGUCUUCGUCCCUUUGACCGAGACCACUGGACGUAUGCCAGGAUACUUCGUAAGUCUGCCACACGACAUCUCAGUCUCGAACUCACACCUCCCAGGUCUCAUACAUAUUCUUCCUCAUCUGGCUCAUCCCCUCAGCCCUAUCCCCCCAGCCCUAUCCCCCAACUUCGCCACGAUCCUCGUCACACGUUUUUUCGGCGGAGGGGCCAGCUCAGUCGCCAUCAACAUCGUCGGCGGCACAAUCACAGACAUCUGGAAAGGCGACAAACAACGCAGCCUCCCCAUGUCCAUCUUCGGCAUGACCAGCGUCGUCGGCAUCGCCCUCGGCCCCUUCAUCGGCGGCGCCAUCCAAAGCGGCCUAAACUGGCGCUGGAUAUACUGGAUCCAACUCAUCGUCGACGCCGGCCUCCUCCCCUUCUUCUGGAUCAUCCUCAAAGAAACCCGCGGCGACGUGAUCCUCGCCAAACGUGCCGCCAAACUGCGCAAGAACGGCUACCCCAACGCUUACGCGCGCUUCGAGAUCAACAAACCGGGCAUCCUGCAAGCCCUCAAAAUCUCCUUCAUGCGCCCGACCAAGAUGCUCGCGACCGAAUUCGUCGUCAUCUCCUUCACCAUCUGGGUCAGCUUCGCCUGGGGGAUCCUCUUCCUCUUCCAGUCCAGCGUCGCCAUCGUCUUCGCCAAACUCUACGCCUUCAACACCUUCCAAAUCUCCCUCAUCCAGCUCGCCAUCUGCGUCGGCGCCGUCCUCGCCACCCUCAUCAACCCCCUCCAAGACCACCUCUACCUAAACUCCGCCAAACGCAACCUCGAACGCCCGGGCAAACCCAUCCCCGAAGCCCGCCUCUACUUCGCCGUCCCCGGCUCCGUCAUCUUCGGCGUCGGCAUGAUCUGGUACGGCUGGGCGUCCUACUCCUCCCUCCACUGGAUCGUCCCCACCCUCGGCCUCGCCUGCGUCGGCAUAGGAGUCUAUAGCAUCUACCUCGCCGUCGUGAACUACCUCGCGGACGCCUACGAGAAAUACGCCGCAUCCGCCCUCAGCGCCGCGUCUAUGGGCCGCAACGUGACAGGCGCCUUCCUGCCCUUCGCCACGCCCGCUAUGUAUCGCACGCUAGGUUUCCAUUGGGCGUCCACGCUUCUCGGAUUGAUUGGACUGGUGUUGAGUAUUGUGCCCGUGAUUCUUUUGGUCAAGGGGGAGACGAUCCGCGCGCAUAGUCCUUUUAUGUUGGAUGCGACGUAUGAGGAGGAGGAAAGCGUGGAGAGGAGGGCGAGUCUUGCGUCUAGGUAA